Messenger RNA from Kwoniella mangroviensis CBS 8507, 246 nucleotides. RefSeq lists its product as uncharacterized. The record is from RefSeq and is a predicted model, not a curated record. Bases 1 to 246 code for a protein of 81 amino acids. The transcript has a single exon. NCBI's taxonomy places the organism in Eukaryota, Fungi, Basidiomycota, Tremellomycetes, Tremellales, Cryptococcaceae.
AUGUCAUCCACUAACACCUCUGCAUCUACUCAUGCUCAAGCGAGCUCGACCUUGGGCUAUAGUAUUUCUUCGAGUGACGAAAGCUCGGUAUCUCGGUCAGGUGCUAGUACUGGAUCAGCCAGAAACAAGAGGAAAUUCGAUCAUUACCAGACACGAGGCGGGCAGCACGAUUCAGGUUUCGCUUCGGAGGCUGAAGAUCAAGGUGAUGCUGCCGAGGCACAAGGCGUGGGAAAGAGGCAUAAUUGA